ACGACUGGCCGGGCGGCGGGCCGGCGGGGCGCUUCUCCUGUAGUCCUGUUCUUCCACUCCUGCCGGUUUUCUCCCAGCGACCAAUCCAACCGUACGCCGGCGCCGCCCUGCAAGACCCCCCGCGUCGCCAUGGACCGCGAGGCGCUGCGCAUGGUCUUCUCGCCAGAGUUCUGGCGGAUGGGCGUUCUCUGGACCCUCUCCCUCCUCUACUCCUACCUACUCCUGUUCCUCCACGGCCGGACCGCCACCUAUCGCCGCCGGAGAGAUGUAGGUGGGCGUGAUAGCGGCGGCGGCGGCCGUCCCAUAUGCGUGGUCACCGGGGCGACGUCGGGGCUCGGCCAAGCGGCGGCUGCUGCGUUGGCGCGAGAGGGCUACUGCGUCGUGCUCGCUGGACGAUCUGCACAGUUGCUAUCUAAGACCACGCGAGAAAUUCGAAGGCAACAGCCUGAUGCCUGCCUUGAAGCGUUUCAAGUGGACUUGUCAUCUUACAUGUCAAUUAAGAAGUUCGAGACUUCGCUUAGUCAGUGGAUUCGAGACUCAGAUCAGGAGCCUUCCAUUCAGCUUUUGAUAAAUAAUGCUGGGAUGCUUGCGAAAUCGCAUCGACUUACCGAGGAUGGGAUUGAUGAAAUGAUGCAGACAAACUACGUUGGUCCAUUUAUGCUGACCAGCAUUCUUUUACCACUGCUGAAGAACAGCCAUGUACCAUCCCGAGUGGUUAAUCUAACAUCUUUCACACACAGAUGUGUGUCAGAAAUUGACGUAUCUGAAGAGGCACUACGAGGAGUAAAGUUUGGUCAGCGUUCAGUUGGUGGAAGUUACCCCUUAGCCUCUACUUAUGAGUAUACCAAGUUUUGUUUACUGAUGUUCUCAUAUGAACUUCAUCGACAACUUCACCUCUUUUCUGGUAUUUCCGUCAUGGCUGCCGACCCUGGUGUGGUAGAAACAGGCAUCAUGCGGGAGCUCCCUCCAUGCCUUUCUCGGUUCGCCUUCUUUGUUUUGCGUGUCAUGAAUCUCCUACAGAAGCCUGAUAUUGGGGUCGACGCUGUCAUUGACGCUGCCUUGGCACCACCUGAAGCAUCUGGGAAGUAUUUCUUUGGAGGGAACGGAAGGACCGUCAGGUCUUCUGCGCUGUCCUAUGACAUGGAGGCGGCCAAGAAGUUGUGGGCAGAAUCUUCAGCGUUGCUCCAGGAGCUCCAGCUUAGAGACUAUGAAUUUAGGAGGAAUUGAACCAGCUUGUAAAUUUGAGAUAGUUAGAUGAAUUCACAAGGAAACCUAACAGUAGAUGAUCAGUAGCACAGACCAUUUUUUUUUUUGAGGGAUUUCUUUUUUAGGGAAGUUCACAGAACCAUUCUUUUUUGGCCUGUCUUGCUGCGUACCUUUUGUUUUGUAGGAAAUAACUUGGGAAAAAAGAGAAGGGGUUUCCUUUUUUUUUUGAAUAAAGAGAGGCGCCAAAUUUCAUUCA
Lolium rigidum is the source of this 1462-nucleotide messenger RNA. Its product is annotated as retinol dehydrogenase 13-like. Bases 130 to 1227 code for a protein of 365 amino acids. NCBI's taxonomy places the organism in Eukaryota, Viridiplantae, Streptophyta, Magnoliopsida, Poales, Poaceae. The transcript has 10 exons. The record is from RefSeq and is a predicted model, not a curated record.